Molecule: messenger RNA, 3347 nt
Organism: Brassica rapa (field mustard)
Lineage: Eukaryota; Viridiplantae; Streptophyta; Magnoliopsida; Brassicales; Brassicaceae
Product: protein CROWDED NUCLEI 3
Biological process (GO): nucleus organization
Cellular component (GO): nucleus
Source: RefSeq, a predicted model, not a curated record
UGCUAAGGUGCAAGUGGAAGGAAGGAAGGCACCGAAAGAGUUCGAGUUGGAUCCGAAGAGAAGAGAAGAGAAGUACUACUCUUCACUUAACUGCUUCCACGACGGCGCGUGAACCAACUCUCAUCUAUCACUUGUUGGGCUGUACGCUUCGCUUCGAUUCGCGUGUAAAUGUUCACCACUCCGUCGAAGUGCGAAUUUUCAAAUUCUUGAUUUCACAGAAAUGUUCACCCCCCAGAGGAAUCAGUUCCCGGCGACCGACCGGAAGGGAAAGGCCGUAGCUUUCGCCGACGAAAUCACCACCCCUUCUCCGCCAAUGAGCCGAUUCGGAUCCCUCUCCGCGGUGGAUGAUUGGAGGAGGUUCAAAGAGGUGGGCUUGCUCGACGAGGCCUCCUUAGAAAGGAAAGACAUUGAUGCCCUUAUCGAGAAGAACCUCAAGCUCGAAAAGGAGCUGUUUGAUUACCAACAUAACAUGGGGCUACUGCUUAUUGAGAAGAAGAAGUGGACUUCGAGAAAUGAAGAGCUUCAGCAAGCGUUUGAUGAAGUUAAUGAGAUUCUUAAACGUGAAAGGACCUCUAGUUUGAUUGCUUUGAGUGAGUCUGAGAAGAGAGAAGAGAAUCUUAGGAGAGCUUUGAUCUCCGAGAAGCAGUUUGUAGCUGAGCUUGAAAGGGAUUUGAAGUACUUGCAACAAGAACAUACUGAGGUGAAGUCUACUUCUGAGGCGAAGUUAGCUGAAGCAAACGCUUUGGUUAUGGGUAUUAAGGAGAAAGCUUUAGAGGUGGAUAAGGAGAGGGCAGUUGCUGAAGAGAAGCUCUCUGUGAUUAGUAGAAAGAGUUCUGAGUUGGAGAGGAAGCUUAAAGAUGUGGAGACUCGCGAAAAGGUGCUCCAAAGGGAGCGUCUUUCUCUUGCUACGGAACGAGAAGCGCAUGAGGCAGUGUUCUACAAGCAGAGAGAAGACCUUCAGGAAUGGGAGAAGAAGCUAACGGUAGAAGAAGAUAGGCUGUCCGAAGUUAAAAGAAGCAUUAACCAUACAGAGGAAAGAAGUAUUGAAAGUGAAAGAGCUAUCAAGAAGAAAGAGAAGAGCCUCGAAGAGAUGCAGCGAAAGAUUGAUACUGCUAAGUCAGAAUUAAAAGAGAGAGAAGAAUCUGUAAACAAGAUGUUAAAUGACCUUUCUAUGAAGGAAAAAGACUUUGAGGCCAUGAAGACUAAGGUUGAUAUGAAGGAGAAGGAGCUCCAUGAGAUUGAGGAGAAGCUUGUUGUGAGGGAGCAGAUGGAGAUAGGGAAGCUCCUUGAAGAUCAGAAGGGUGUUCUAGAUUCCAGAAUGCAGGAGUUUGAAACGGAGCUCGAACAGAGGAGGAUAUCCCUUGAUGAAGAACUUGAGAAAAAGAGAGGUGAAAUCGAGAAGCUGCAAGUUGAGAUCGGCCUCAAGGAAGAGCAGUUAGGGAAGAGAGAGGCAGCUUUAGAAAAAAUGGAAGAGAGAAUGAAGGAGAAAGAGAAGGAUCUUGAAGCAAGGCUGGAAGCUGUGAAGGAAAAAGAAGAAGCUCUAAAAACCGAAGAGAAAAAGCUGCAUGUGGAAAACGAGCGAUUGCUCGAAGAUAAGGAAAGUCUGCGUAAACUCAAAGAUGAGAUUGAAGAGAUCGGAGCCGAGACAACGAAGCAGGAGUCAAGGAUUCGUGAAGAAUGCGAAAGCCUCAGGAUUACAAAAGAAGAGAGACUCGAGUUUAUAAGGCAGCAGUCUGAACUAAAGCAGCAGAUAGAUAGGGUUAAGCAAGAGGGUGAGCUGCUCUUGAAGGAACGCGAAGAACUGAAACAAGACAAGGGAAGAUUCGAGAAAGAGUGGGAAGCCUUGGAUGAGAAGAAGGCUGAUAUAGCUAGAGAGCAAAAGGAAGUUGCUGAAGAAAAGGAGAAGUUAAGAAGUUUGCAAAUAUCAAGGGUGUUGGAUGAUGUCAAAAUGAAGAAAGAAUCACUUGAAGGCAAAGUGACGAUCAAUGAAAACAUCAGUUGCGCAAAGAAGCUGGCUCUGAAAGAGAUGGAAGAACUGGAAUACGAGAAGCUUGCUCUAAAGAAGGAAAGAGACGAAAUAUCUGUGGAAAAGAAGCAGUUGAAGAAACUUCAUGAUGAGUUAUAUAAGGACGUGGCUGAUGUAGAUGCACUUAGAAACUCUUUGAAGGAGCAACGAGAUGAUCUGUAUCGUUCAAAGGAUCGCUUCGCAGUAUUGCUGAAGAAAGUUGACCUCUGCAGUACCUGUAGAAUACCAUUCCACAAGUUUAUAAACUCUGAACGAGUACCUGAUGCUGAAGAUGGCAAUGAUAGAAAGAGUACAUCUUUUAUUGGGAAACUCGCUUCGGCUAUGGCUCCAGAAUCUUCGCUACCUGAUGAUUCUGUGGAUACAGCGGCAGGCAAUGAUCAUGAACCAUCUGCUAGUUUCUCAGAAAGUAAAGGUGCUGAAGUUUCGCUGCAAUCAGAGAUAAAGAGUGAUAAACCUAGACGUGGUAGAGGUAGGGGUAAGUCUGUCAGAGGAAGAUCGCAAGCAACUAGUGAUUCAAAACCAUCUGAUGUGAAAGUUCCAAGGAAGCGACAACGAGAACAGGGUUCGAGAAUCACAGAAAGUGAACAAGCGGAUGGUGAUAGCGAUGAAGGUGUAGACAGCGUCACAACUGGUGGACGUAAGAAGAAAAGACAGACGGCUGUUCCCGUCUCGCUGGCACCUGCGCAAAGCCGAUAUCAUCUCAGGAGACAUAGAAAUGUAGGAACAGAAGAGGAUAAAGCACAAGAAUCAGCAGGUGUCGUGGAGAAACAAGAGAAUGUCAAUGGUGAUAUCAGAACAGUGCCAAGUCCCAAGGAUAAUCUUACUCCACCGCAAGGUGAGAAUAGGGAAAACGGAAAAGCUGAAACAUUAGUGGAGGCUGUAACACAGAAGGAGAUUGUUAAGGUUGAAGCAGAGGCUGAGUUCAAAGAUAAAAGUACUGGAAAGAGACCAGUCCAAGAGGAUCCACAGUUAGAAGCAGGAGGCAGCGGUGAAGGAAAAGAUCAUGGUGGUGAAGAGGAUGAUGGGACUUUCAGCAUCAUCCAAGAGGAGAACGAAGAAGAAGAUGCAGAAACAGAACACCCAGGGGAGGCUUCCAUAGGAAAGAAGAUUUGGGUAUUUUUCACAACCUAAUCUCAUUUUCUCACUCUCAAAGACAAAACGAUCCCACAAGUUAGGAAUUUUUCAGAGAGGAAAAAACAUCUUGUUAUGUGUUGUUGAUUUUUAAACUUUACUUUCUUUUUCAAGCAAGUGAAACAAAAGGGAAGUGUGUACUCUUUGAAACUAAGGGCUUUGUUGGAAAUGCAAGCAUUUGAUUCUAAUA